AUGGCAGAGAACGACAAGCCGGAGGCUGCGGCCGCUGCACCGCAGCCCACAGCCGAGGAGGCUGCCGCCGCCAGCCAGCCACUGCCGCAACAGCAGCAGCAGCCACCGCCACCACAACAGCCACCGCGGGAUGAGGAGGCGGCGGGAGCGGCAGCAACCGAGAGCGGCGGGGGCAGCACUAAUGGCGUCAAAAUGGAUAAUGAUGAGACAGCAAAAGAAGAGAAGGCACCUGUGAAGGAGAAAUUUGUUGCAAAACCAAAAUCUAUCCCUUCUCUUGGAAAUAAGAACAGAUUCCACCCCUAUUCAAAGGACAAGAAUGCAGGCACUGCAGAGAAGAAGGCUAUUAAUCGUAAUAGAGUUUUUAUUAGCAACAUCCCAUAUGACAUGAAAUGGCAAGCCAUUAAAGACCUUAUGAGAGAGAAAGUUGGUGAGGUUACAUACGUGGAGCUGUUUAAGGAUGCUGAAGGAAAAUCAAGGGGUUGUGGUGUGGUCGAAUUCAAAGAUGAAGAAUUCGUUAAGAAAGCGUUAGAAACUAUGAACAAGUAUGACCUUAGUGGAAGACCCCUGAAUAUUAAAGAGGAUCCUGAAGGUGAACAUGCUCGUAGGGCAUUACAGCGUGUAGGAGGACAGUUUCCAGGAGGACAUGGACCUGAUGUGGCACCUGGAAUAGUGAAUUUACCACCUUCUAUUCUCAAUAAUCCAAACAUUCCUCCUGAAGUUAUCAGUAACUUGCAGGCAGGCAGGCUUGGGUCCACUAUUUUUGUUGCUAAUCUUGACUUUAAAGUUGGCUGGAAGAAACUCAAGGAGGUGUUCAGCAUUGCUGGAACUGUAAAGCGUGCAGACAUCAAAGAAGACAAAGAUGGCAAGAGUCGAGGAAUGGGAACAGUUACCUUUGAACAAGCAAUUGAAGCUGUUCAAGCAAUAUCUAUGUUCAAUGGACAGUUCCUGUUUGAUAGACCCAUGCAUGUGAAAAUGGAUGACAAAUCAGUUCCUCAUGAAGAUUUCCGUGUUGCAGACAGCAAAACCUCACAAUUACCUCGUGGUCUUGGUGGCAUUGGUAUGGGACUUGGACCAGGUGGACAGCCCAUCAGUGCAACACAAUUGAGCAUGGGUGGUGGAAUGGGGAGCAUGGGUCCAGGAGGCAUGGGAAUAGAUGGUCCAGGCUUUGGUGCAAUGAAUAGAAUGGGAGGCGGACUUGCUGGAUUUCGUGGAAUUGAAGGAAUGCCUAAUAUGGGAGGAUUUGGAGUCAACCGAAUGGGAGAAAUGUUCCGUGGUGGAAUGGGAGGAAACAUGGACCGAGAUUUUGGUCGUAGUGACAUGGCACUGAACCGUGGUUUUGGAGAGUCUUUCGGAAGAAUGGGUGGUGCAAUGAUUGGUGUUUUUGCAGGAGGAAUGGGAGCACCUAGCAUGGGCCCAGUAAGAUCUGGAAUGAGUGGUGGAAUGGGUGGUAUGAACAGUAUGCCUGGAGGAAUGGGAAUGGGCAUGGAUCGCAUGAGUUCUGGUUUUGAUCGAGUGGGACCAGCUAUAGGUGGAGGUCUGGAGAGGAGCAUCGAUAUCGAUCGAGGAUUUGUGCCUGGGCCAAUGGGAGGUGCCAUGAGAGAGAGAUUAGGCUCUAAAGGCAACCAGAUAUUUGUGAGAAAUCUUCCUUUUGACUUGACCUGGCAGAAGCUAAAGGAGAAAUUCAGUCAAUGCGGUCAUGUAAUGUUUGCAGAAAUAAAAAUGGAGAAUGGAAAAUCAAAGGGCUGUGGAACAGUCAGAUUUGACUCACCAGAAUCUGCUGAAAAGGCCUGUAGGAUAAUGAACGGCAUAAAAAUCAGUGGCAGAGAAAUUGAUGUACGUUUGGAUCGCAAUGCAUAAUUUAAAACUGUGUGUUCAGGAAC
This is a messenger RNA of Indicator indicator, 1880 nucleotides long. RefSeq names its product myelin expression factor 2 (gene MYEF2). Bases 1 to 1857 code for a protein of 618 amino acids. The transcript has 17 exons. The record is from RefSeq and is a predicted model, not a curated record. Gene Ontology annotation, biological process: regulation of mRNA stability involved in response to oxidative stress. NCBI's taxonomy places the organism in Eukaryota, Metazoa, Chordata, Aves, Piciformes, Indicatoridae. Gene Ontology annotation, cellular component: cytoplasm; nucleus; post-mRNA release spliceosomal complex. Gene Ontology annotation, molecular function: mRNA binding.